Verticillium dahliae VdLs.17 is the source of this 1920-nucleotide messenger RNA. RefSeq lists its product as uncharacterized. The record is from RefSeq and is a predicted model, not a curated record. Lineage: Eukaryota; Fungi; Ascomycota; Sordariomycetes; Glomerellales; Plectosphaerellaceae. The transcript is spliced from 3 exons. The coding region runs from base 1 to 1920 and encodes 639 amino acids.
AUGGCGAAACCUAGUGACGCCGCAGCCGCAGCAACGACGCCCCGACUACCUCACACCAAGCAAACCACACUGCACCGCCCGCGACCCGGUCCUUCCAACAUGCCCGCCACCUCACAGUCGACCCGCCCUCCCAAGCGCUUCAGGUCUGUCGCGUCCGACGACGGCGCGUCCGGACCUGUCACCUCGGCCAACUUCACCGCCCCCCACAAGCGCACCAUGGCCUUCGCCUCACCCGUGCGCAGGCCGCCGUCUCGCGACCUGGGCUACAACCCGCGCGCCGCCUCGGCCUCGGCCGCUCCCUCGGACGCCCACGACAAGUCUCGAUCCACCUCGGUCGACGCCGCGCCCGUCGCGCCCCUGGCUCCCAUGGCGCCCAUGGCGCCCAUCGAGGACGAUUCGCCCACGGCACCCAUCGAGGACGAUGCGCCCAAGCCCCCGCCCACGCCCACGCCCCAGCCCGAAGUCCCCGAGGAGCCCGCCUCGAUCGGCGGCGUCAUCUGGAACUCGGUGCGCAGUGCCUUUGGCGGUGGCGGCGGCGGGAACAAUGCGACGCCCGAUCCAACGAGCCCGUCUGUCGCGGCCGGACGCAAGAGGGCCUUUAACGACAUCGAAGAGGCCGAAGAGCCUGCGGCAGACGAGGCCGAUGCAGAGGCGCCAGAAGCUGAGCCUAUCGCGACAUAUAGCGCCACGGUCACCGAGACUGUUGUGGAGACGGAGGGGCCUGCAGGCGAGACGAUUGUGGCGACCGAGGAGACGGUUGUGGAGGAAGUCGAGGUCAAGGCGAACAGCACGGCUGUCGAGCCCGAGGACCAGCUUCGCGAUUCGCUCGAGGGCGCGGUGGAGAGCCCUCCGUCGGUCAGAGAUGUUCCUGCCGGUGCAGAGGUGGCAGACGAUGUCGAGACGAAGGAGGCCGAGGUCAACGGGGAAGAGACCGAGCACCCAGACCACGCUGCUGAAUCUGCUGUGGAGGAGGCCCCCGAGGAAACCGCCGCCGAAGAGACCGACAAGCCCAAGGCGGAGACACCAGUCGCUUCAGAACCAGCUGCCACCGACGACGCGUCCGAGGCCGAGGCCGAGGCCAACAACGGCGAAAACCUCCAGCCCAUGACCAAGGACGGCGCGGAAGUCUUCGAGAUUGAGGACAUUGUCGAGCACCGCCAAGCCACAGACGACGAGACUCUCUUCGAAGUCCGCGUCAAGUGGGACACGGAAGACCCCAAAGACCAGUUCUCCUGGGAACCAGAGGCCAACGUUCAGGAGGACGCGCCCGCCGCGCUGUGGAAGUACUGGCGCUCCGUCAAGGGCGGGCGCGCCGCCGCCAUGGCCGACCCGGACAUGUGGCACGUGCUCCACGUCGCAGGCCACAAGGUCCAGCCCGACGGCAGCGUGCUCCUCCACGUCGCAUGGAUCGGAUCGGCGCAGAAAUCAUGGGAGCCCGAGGACGCUGGCGGCAGGGCGACGGUCUUGAAGGGUGCGAAGACUAAGGCUGCGAAGACCAAGGUUGCGAAGACCAAGGUUGCGAAGACCAAGGCUGGUGCAAAGACGAAUGCUGCGCCCAAGGCCCCAGCCAAGAAGGCCGCUGCAAAGGCCGCCGCCAAGCCAGAGCCUGCGCCAGAGAUGGCCCCCCAACCCACAAAGGCUGCCGCGACAGCCGCGCCCACGACGAGGGUGCCCAGGAAGGCUCUCGCAAAAGCUGCCCCCGUCAAGCCCUCCAGAGCAAAGCCGGCCCCAGCGAAAGCCGCCCCCAGCGCCGCGCCAGCGACACACCCGUCGCGAGCGGCCAGGACCGCCGAACCAGUCGAAGAGGCGCCCGCUCCCGCAAAGCGCAAGGCCACCGCGACACCAAGAGCAGCACCGCCGCCGAAGAAGGCGAAAGAAGCACCCCCUCCGGCACGCUCGACGCGCAGUCGAAGGACGUAG